Cyprinodon tularosa is the source of this 3131-nucleotide messenger RNA. Its product is annotated as polyunsaturated fatty acid lipoxygenase ALOX15B-like. Gene Ontology annotation, biological process: linoleic acid metabolic process; lipid oxidation. The record is from RefSeq and is a predicted model, not a curated record. Lineage: Eukaryota; Metazoa; Chordata; Actinopteri; Cyprinodontiformes; Cyprinodontidae. The coding region runs from base 223 to 2226 and encodes 667 amino acids. The transcript has 15 exons. Gene Ontology annotation, molecular function: protein binding; iron ion binding; oxidoreductase activity, acting on single donors with incorporation of molecular oxygen, incorporation of two atoms of oxygen.
UUGUUCCCAAGAAAGGCGUUGUUUUAGAGGUAUAUUCGUUCCAUGGUAUUUUAAGCGAGGUAAUGGUUUCCAAUGAAUUUUUUUUUACGUUUCCAGACCAGAAAUGUUCUCAACCAUCUGUGUAUAUAAGGGGUUGGUUCCAGAGAGGCAACAUUGCUUCAGAUCCUCAGAGGAACCUUCUGGACUCUCUUGUAGAGAAGUGACUUACUGCCAAGAGUAAAAAUGGUGAACUAUGAAGUCACUGUGUAUAACUCUGAAAGAUUAGCUGCCUACACUAGGGACUACAUAUACAUCACGUUGGUGGGGGAAAAAGGACCAAGCAAAACAACAUGGCUCUUUGGAGGAAAAUCCUUCUUAGGAAUGGAGUUAAAAGUUACCAUAACCACAGAGGAAUCUCUUGGAAAACUGCAGCAAGUAGUGGUUCAGAAGGAGAAGGGGCGUUUGUUUUAUUUUAAUGACAAUUGGUUACCAACAAAAAUAGAAGUCAAAACUGAGACAAAUGAAACCUACAUCUUCCCCCUGUACACCUGGAUUGCUGACAAUGAGAAACACUACUUCAGAGAGGGUCAAGCUUUUAUACCCUCAAAGGACCCUUUCGACUCAUCCAGUCGACAGGAAGAGCUUGAUAAUCGGCAAGAAGCAUAUCGCUGGAAAAUAUCUAGAAAAAGAAUACCUGAUCAUAUCAAAGCAAAAUAUUGCACGGACCUGCCUUUAGACGCCCGGUUCAUAUUCAGCAAGUUAACCGGUUUUGUGACUACGGGAGCUAUGGGCAAAUUAUGGGAAGAAUGGAAGAAACCCAGGUUUUUCUAUGAUAAUAAAUGGUCUGGUUUUGAUCAGAUCGGUGGGAUGAUGGAUUACAGCAAAAACAAAAUUUUGGACUAUGUCAAAAACAACUGGAAGGAUGAUGAUUUCUUUGGCUACCAGUUCCUGAAUGGUCUUAACCCCAUGGUGAUCAGACGCUGUGAUACCCUGCCUGACAACUUUCCUGUCACUGAUGACAUGAUCAGCCAGCACAGCAACGGUCCCUCUUGGCUGGAUCAGGAAAUGCAGUGUGGCAACAUAUUUCUGUGUGACUACAAGAUGUUGGACAAAGUAGAAGCAAGAAAAAUCGAUGGAAAGCAGCAAUACCUGGCGGCUCCACUUGUGCUGCUCCACAAAACAGCUGAUGAUAAACUGGUGCCUAUUGCAAUUCAGCUGAAACAGGAGCCAGGACCAGACAACCCAAUCUUCCUUCCUGCUGAUCAAGAUGACUGGUUGUUGGCAAAAACUUUUGUGAGAAGUGCAGAAUUUAAUUUGCAUGAGCUCAACUUUCACCUGCUGCGCACUCACCUGCUGGCUGAGGUCUUUGCAGUGUCCACGCGGCGCAACCUACCUAUGGUUCAUCCACUGUACAAACUUCUCAUACCCCACACUCGCUACACUCUGCAUAUUAAUGUCCUGGCUCGAACGGACCUAAUAUCUAAGGAUGGUGUCUUGACAACGAUGUCAGCUUCGGGUGGAGAGGGUAUGUUCAAAAUCCUGGAGGACUCCUUGUCCUCAAUGACGUACAGAUCCCUCUGCAUACCUGAUGACAUUGCAGAUCGUGGGAUGGAAAAUAUUCCCAACUUCUACUACAGAGAUGACGGACUGAAACUGUGGAACAGCCUACACAGAUUUGUUGCAGGAAUCCUGAAUCUCUACUACAAGACUGACGAGGACGUGGAGGAGGACCCUGAGCUGCAGAUGUGGAUAUGGGAAAUUUUUCGACGUGGAUUUCUUUCCAACAAAAACUCGGGAAUCCCAAAUAAAUUGACCACAGUGGCUGAUCUGGUCAAGUUCGUCACCAUGGUGAUCUUCACUGGCUCGGUCCAGCAUUCUGCUGUGAACUCUGGACAGUAUGAAUUCGGUGGCUGGAUGCCCAACCUGCCGAGCACCAUGGAACGUCCCCCACCGACCGAAAAGGGGAAAGCAAGUGAGGCCACCAUAAUGGAGGCACUGCCAGACAAGACGAUAACAUUGCGUGGCGCGGACACCUUGUAUUUGCUGACCCGGGAAUUUGCUGAUUUUGUCCCUUUUGGCAAUUACCCAGAGGAACACUUCACUGAGGAGGAGCCCCGCAGGCUGAUACAGGCGUUCCAAAAUGAGCUGAAGCAGCUGAGUGAUGAAAUCAAGAAAAGAAACGAGAAGCUGGAUGUCCCAUACGAAUACCUGGAUCCGGAAAAAAUGGGAAAUAGUGUUAGUAUUUGAAAACUGGAUGUUUGAACCUCGUUUCAACCAGAUUUAGAUACAGAUUCACAAAAAAAAGAGAAAUCAGGAGGAAAUGGUUUUUAUCGUUACUUUAUGGUCGGCGUGUUUUUUUUUCUUUGUUUAGUUAUAAAAUCAGGAAUAGUAACAGAAACGGCAGUCUAGUACAUCUUAGGAAAAUUUAAGUCAUACUUUGUGAUCUCACUAAGUUUACUUUUCUUUUUUUAAGCAAAAAAUGUUCAAUAUUCUUUUAUUUUCUAUGAGUUAUUAAUACAUAGCUUAAAAAUUUAAGGCUUCACAACCAACCCCAUACAUUUAUACACACCUAUCUGUUUAAUUAGAGUUUAAUCAUGAACAUGUGGGUUUUCAGGUGGCUUUAUUAAUACUUCUGGUCUAUGGAUGUUAUGGUGGGGCGAUUGUUAAAUCAUCUUCCUCACAGAUUUUGAAAUAUUAAAACAGAUUGUGACAGCCUGAAUAAUCUUAAUUGAAUAUUGCUUACAUGCAAAAUUCCCACCAAGCCUCCAACGCUUAAGUUACGUCCAACAAUUCCUCAUGUGAACAUGUCACCACCUACUGGUGAAGGGUGUAACUACAGUUAGUAAUGUAAUCUGUGAUUGUUUUUCUUUUUUUUUCAUGUAAGUUCAGUUUAAAUAGUUUAUUAUGUGUGUGUGUAAUACAUAUAUUCUAAGGUUUUUUGGGAGUAAAAGAAGAGAAUUAUCUUUAAAGGUACACAAAUUUUUUUCUGUAAUUUUAGUGAAAUAAGCUGUUGUUGGAAAAUUUUGAUCUCUCUUCUAUUAUAUCUUAUAGUUAUUUAGUUUCUUAGUUUUUAGCUUUCUUUACAUUUAUUCACAAUUUUAGUUUCUUAGUUUUUAGCUUUCUUUACAUAUAAUCACAAUUUUAGUUUCUUA